GAUUCUUUGCUCAGACGCCAACAGGGAGUUUGAUUUGAGAAAAUGGCGUCUGUUGGCUUGAUGGUGUUUAGUGCACUGACAAAACAUUGAAGAAAUUCUACGAAAUUAUUUAAAAUGUGUGUCGUAUUAACGUAGUAUUACUGUUAGGAGUAAAUUGUUUUUGUGUUUGAAGAUGACAGCUAACAUGUAUCGUGUCGGAGAUUACGUGUACUUUGAGACGUCAUCGACGUCCCCGUACCAAAUUCGACGUAUCGAAGAGCUGAAUAAGACGGCAUCGGGCAAUGUUGAAGCGAAGGUGAUGUGCUUCUACCGUCGAAGAGAUCUGCCCAGCCAGCUGAUCCAGCUCGCCGACAAACACCAAUGUGCCUUAGACGAGUCAAACGGCAGCCCGGUGUCGGAUUCGGGCAGCAGAGGUUGCGAAUCUUUAAAUCCAAAGCAGAGGCACCAAAUGAAACACCGCGAGUUGUUCCUAUCCCGUCAGGUGGAAACGCUACCGGCCACUCACAUCCGAGGCAAGUGUUCUGUGACGUUGUUUAAUGAGACAGAAUCGCUCAGUUCCUAUCUGGGCAAAGAUGACAUGUUUUUCUACUGUCUGGUGUUCGAUCCGACCCAAAAGACGCUAUUGGCCGAUAAGGGUGAAAUCCGUGUAGGUAGCCGGUACCAGUGCGAUAUAACACCUCUGCUAAAAGAGGGCGAAAGUGACGAACGCGACCUCUCCGAACUCGAAACCCUAAUCUGGACUCCGGACCACAAUCUCACCGACCGACAAAUAGAUCAGUUUUUAGUCGUUUCGCGAUCGGUGGGAACGUUUGCCCGCGCCCUGGACUGCAGUUCGAGUGUGAAACAGCCCUCGUUGCACAUGUCGGCGGCGGCGGCCAGCCGGGACAUUACGUUGUUUCACGCGAUGGACACUUUGCAUCAUCACAAUUACGAUCUGGCAAGUGCUCUGUGUUCGUUAGUUCCUUCGAGCGGGCCGGUGCUGUGCCGGGACGAGAUGGAAGAGUGGAGUGCGUCAGAGGCUAAUCUGUUCGAAGAGGCGCUCGACAAGUACGGCAAGGAUUUCAACGAUAUACGUCAGGACUUUCUACCAUGGAAAACAUUGAAAAAUAUCAUCGAAUAUUAUUACAUGUGGAAAACUACGGACCGAUAUGUACAACAGAAACGCGUUAAAGCCGUUGAAGCUGAAUCCAAAUUGAAGCAAGUCUACAUUCCCAACUACAAUAAACCAAAUCCGGCCGCACUUAAUAAUAAUAAAGGUGUUGUCAAUGGUAACAGCAAUGGCAAUUCAGAUCCAGCUGUCUCGUUGGGGGGUAAAUCGUGCGAAUCUUGUAAUGUGACGGUAUCCACCCAGUGGUACGCUUGGGGCCCCUCUCAUAUGCAGUGUCGUUUAUGUCACCAAUGUUGGCAAUAUUGGAAAAAAUACGGCGGCUUGAAAAUACCGACUCGUUUCGGAGACGGCGAUUUCGAUAACGGUGGCAAGAAAAAAUCGGGAAGCGAUGUCGACGACGACCGCACGUCAGCCAUGCCUCACCGACCACAUCGUUGCAACAUCGGUGGAUGCGGCAAAGAGUUCAAACUUAAGGCCCAUCUCGGACGACAUUAUGCCACGUCGCAUGGCAUAAUGGUGCGUUCGGGCUCGCCACGACCUAUAAUGAAAACCCGUACAGCGUUCUAUCUGUUUACAACGCCAUUGACAAGGAUCUCUAGGAGGUUGUGCAGGCACAUAAUGAAACCUCGACAUGCGGCACGAGCCCCAUUCUUCGCUAUCAACAUCCAAGCCGUCAAACAGGAAUGCGCCGCUCAAAUGAUAGGCAAAUCGCUCGCCGAUCUCAAGCAGUUGUUGGUGUAUCGGAAGAAAAAUCGAGGAAGCGUCACGGCCAUUGCAACGAGAUUGGGGAAUCCCGGUUCUAUAACACCGCAAUGGCUCAUUUUGACUGAUAAAGAUAGUUUGCCAAAACCGGAGAAAGUGGCGUUUCCGAAGCCCCCGAAAGCACCCGAUGGGAGUUUAGUCUACGAGAGAGUACCCAAUAAACCGGAGGCCGACAAAAUACCACUCAAUAACAUGUCUCCGUCGCUAAAGAGGCGUGCGUAUGAUGAAAUGAACGGAAUUGACAGCUUCUAUUCCGAUCUGGAUUGGGAUGACGGUUCCGCGUUGAGUGCGCCGCCCCCGAAACGAUUAAACAAAGAUUCAAUUUCGAUGGUGCGUCCCGAUCAGUAUUCGAUGAUAUCGUCGUCAAUAGUCUCCGGGCAAGUGUUGCCAAGACAUAUAUCUCAGAUAAACGGUAAACCAAAAAUCGCACAUAUGACUAGGGCGGGUUCCGGUCGAAAGCAGGUCAUAAGUUGGAUGGAUGCACCCGAUGAUGUGUAUUUCAGAGCGACGGAAGGGAGCAAGAGGAUGAGAAGACAAGUUACGCUAGCAGAAUUGAGGAGAGCAGCUCGUAAACCGUGGAGACAAUUGAAAACCAAAAUGGAAGAACAUCCGAUUGUGGUACUUGAUUGACAAUAGAUUUGUGUAUAGACGUUCGUGUUGUCAUCAUCAAGUGCUCAGUGUACACAAAACUGUUGAACACCUCUAGCAACCUUUUAUUAAGCAAAUUGUUUUUAACUUGGUAAUUGUGUUUUUGAAAUCAUGAAGUGUCUUUUAUAAUAAUUUUACAAAUGCGUUAUGUUGUGUAUAUAAUAUUUAUACAGUUCGUUGUAUCAGGUAUUUAUUCUAAUAGGUAAAGCUAGGUGGUGAAGAACUGUAUAUUGUACAAUUUGUUUACUGGCAAUAAUCCAAGUAUUGGAAAAAACAUUGCGGGACUAGUCUUAUUGACAGUGAAAAUUAUGAACAUUGGACACAACUAUGUAGAUACCAUUCUAUUAAAUUGUGCUACUUGGAUAGGAUCAUAUUUCAAGUUGUAAAACGUAGAAUAAUUUACAUUUUUUUCAUAAAUAAACAAGCACUUAGAAUACA
Messenger RNA from Tribolium madens (black flour beetle), 2956 nucleotides. It is a transcript of the gene MTA1-like, whose product is annotated as metastasis-associated protein MTA3. The transcript has 8 exons. The record is from RefSeq and is a predicted model, not a curated record. Gene Ontology annotation, cellular component: nucleoplasm; NuRD complex. Gene Ontology annotation, biological process: negative regulation of transcription by RNA polymerase II. Gene Ontology annotation, molecular function: sequence-specific DNA binding; histone deacetylase binding; chromatin binding. NCBI's taxonomy places the organism in Eukaryota, Metazoa, Arthropoda, Insecta, Coleoptera, Tenebrionidae. Bases 173 to 2500 code for a protein of 775 amino acids.